AUGGCUUUCACUCCAAUCGAAUCCGGUGUUGGCGGCCUGCUCAUUGGAUUGUCGGCCGCCCUAGCAUACCUGGCAGAUGGCAAGAUCACGGGCAUCAGUGGCAUCGUGGGCCCCUUCUUGCGAGGAAUGGGUAAAUGCCAGCCACUUAAAGAUGGUCAAUUAUGGAAAGCUCUCUUUCUCAGCGGCCUGAUUAUAGGUGGUCUCUUGAACCUGGCUUUCAAUCGGGACUUUGCCUACCCGCAGGCCUUGGAGAUUUCGGUGGUCAGGUACUGCUUGGGCGGCGUCCUCGUUGGCAUCGGCACUCGCGCAGGAAGAGGCUGCACUUCUGGCCAUGGCAUCUGCGGUCUUCCUCGCCUUGCCCCACGCAGCUGGAUUGCGGUGCCCACCUUCAUGGGAGUUGCGGCUGCCACAGUGGCUGUCACGAGGCAUGCAGCCAAGCUGGAUGCCAGCGGUCCGUGGCAGGUAGCGGAGCUGCAGUGGCCACCCAAGUGGGAGUUCCCGUUAGCUGCAGCACUUUCCAGCUUGGUGCUGACAUUGCUUGCAGUGCUCCUCCCUUCCAAGCCUCGAAGCUUCGUAUCACCGAUGGCAUGCGGCAUCAUCUUUGGCUUGGGCUUGGGCGUCUCUGGAAUGACGAGCCAGGCGAAGGUCUUGGACUUUUUGGACUUCGGGGGAACCUGGGAUCCGAGCUUGGCCUUCGUGAUGGGCCUGGGACUCUGCGUGUCCUUUCCGGCAUUCCUUCUCGCAGAGCGAGAGUGGAGAAAGCCAUUGUGCGGUGAGGAGUGCAGCUUUGAGAAGCCUUCCAAGACUGGGAAUUACGGAUCGCUGGUUCUGGGUGCCACGUUCUUUGGCCUCGGCUGGGGUCUGGUUGGCAUUUGCCCAGGGCCCGCUCUGGCUGGUAUGAUUCCUUACCUGACGGGUGGCUGGGGCGCUGGCCUCUCGUUUGGCCUUUGCGUGCUGCUGAUCCUGGUCUCCUGGCUUGCAACGGACCGAGCCAUCGGCUACAUGAACUCGCAGCAGCCGAAGGAAGCACAAGUAGUGAAAGUUGGGCCAUCAGAUGAGAAGGCAUAG
Molecule: messenger RNA, 1068 nt
Organism: Symbiodinium pilosum
Lineage: Eukaryota; Dinophyceae; Suessiales; Symbiodiniaceae
Source: the annotation of a GenBank genome assembly